Messenger RNA from Arabidopsis thaliana (thale cress), 719 nucleotides. RefSeq names its product Tim10/DDP family zinc finger protein (gene TIM9). The record is from RefSeq and is marked reviewed. NCBI's taxonomy places the organism in Eukaryota, Viridiplantae, Streptophyta, Magnoliopsida, Brassicales, Brassicaceae. The transcript has 2 exons. Gene Ontology annotation, cellular component: mitochondrial intermembrane space. The coding region runs from base 157 to 438 and encodes 93 amino acids.
GGGCCUAAUUAGUAAAACAUUAGGCUUUAAUCAAGUCUAAGUAAUAAAGCCCACCAGGCCCAAUAAAGAAAAUCGCUAGGGUUUAAGUCUUAAGCACAGAACAAGGAGGCGAUGAAGAAUUGAAUCUGUAGUCGAAAGAAAAGAGUUGGGAAAAAAAUGGACGCAAGCAUGAUGGCUGGACUUGAUGGUCUUCCUGAAGAAGACAAAGCCAAAAUGGCCUCCAUGAUCGAUCAGCUUCAGCUCCGUGAUAGUUUGAGGAUGUACAAUUCAUUGGUGGAGAGGUGUUUCGUGGACUGUGUUGAUAGCUUCACACGCAAAUCUCUGCAGAAACAAGAGGAGACUUGUGUGAUGCGUUGCGCUGAGAAGUUCCUUAAGCAUACGAUGCGUGUUGGUAUGCGGUUUGCUGAGCUCAAUCAGAACGCACCAACCCAAGACUGAUAUAGUCUGCUUUUUCUGUUUGGUUUUUUCGUACGGUUUACGAGUCCGAAACCAGAAUAAACCGGUUGUUAGUUGUUCAGGUUACUACUCCGAUACUGUUUUUUGAACAUCUUGUACUGUGAAAUUAUUUUGACUGUAUCCAGUUCUGAUAUUGAUAUUGACUUGUAUUUCAAUGGAGUCUAGAGAAUAUCAUAUCAUAUCAGUAUUACAUCGACCAGUUCCAAAUUUUCAAUGUGUAAUAUUGCUUAACAUCUUGAAACUUUGUUACAAAAGAAAUCGAG